Messenger RNA from Talaromyces proteolyticus, 1551 nucleotides. RefSeq lists its product as uncharacterized. Gene Ontology annotation, molecular function: DNA-binding transcription factor activity, RNA polymerase II-specific; zinc ion binding. NCBI's taxonomy places the organism in Eukaryota, Fungi, Ascomycota, Eurotiomycetes, Eurotiales, Trichocomaceae. The record is from RefSeq and is a predicted model, not a curated record. Gene Ontology annotation, biological process: regulation of DNA-templated transcription. The transcript is spliced from 5 exons. Bases 1 to 1551 code for a protein of 516 amino acids.
AUGGUGAAGCCUAGCAAAGGCUGCAGUACUUGUCGCACGCGCAAAAUUAAGUGCGAUGAGACACGGCCCGCAUGUUCGCAAUGUCUGAAGGCGCAUUACUCAUGCCCAGGCUACCAGGAUCGCUGGACGGUCAUGCACCGAAGCCAAAACGAGCAGUUUGCUCGGAGAAUACGUGCUACUAAUUCAAUAAAACAUAAACGAAAAUAUGGGUCGAUUCUCUGGCACUACACAGAGCCUCAGGAAGAUGCAUGUACUGGCCACAACUCCCGGCCCAUGGCAUUUCCAUCAUCUCCAGUUACGAUUGAUGAGGCAGUUGCCUUUUUUCUGCAUAACUAUGUUCUGAAACAUGGAGAAAUUGCCAAUGCACAUCUCACCCAUCAGCAAAUGAUAAAUUCUACCAGAUCGAGCGAGGCAGUGCUCCUGGGAAUGGGUGCCGUCGGAAUGGCAUCGCUAGCUAAUAUCAGAAAUUCCAAAGGCUUAAGGAUUAUGGCGACACGGGAAUAUACGUCUACUUUGCACCUUACAACCGUAUCACUCCAGGACAGUACUUUAUGCAAAUCCGACGAGACAGUCAUUGCAGUUGUUCUCCUUGGCAUGUUUGAGUUUCUCAUAAAUACCACUAUUAAUAUAGACCGUUGGGAAAAACACAUAAAUGGGGGAAUGGCUCUCCUCGAGCUCCGGGGGGUGGAGCAGAUUCAUGGAAAGAGCGGACUACAACUCUUUACGCAGCUGAGGUCCAACAUUAUGGCGAAUUGUCUUCGGGUUGGUGCCGAAGUUCCAGCACUCAUUGUCGAAAUAUCCAAAGCCGCGGAAAAUCUAAGGCCUGAAGGAGAAAAAUACGCAGAUAUACUUGUCGGGAUUGUCUCUCGACUUAGCACACUGCGUGCCGAUAUUAAAUCUGGGAGAAUUGCCGAUUGGUUGAGGAUUCUUGAAAUGGCCAUGGAAAUUGACCGAUCUUUUAAUAAAUGGGCAUCUGAUGCGCCUGCACGGUGGCACUAUGUCACAUUAUUCCACCGCGUUAAUGAUGAUGCCACCUUGAAGAAUUCUCCGCUCUCCGUGAAAUAUGCGUAUUGUGGUCGAUAUGAUAUAUACCCGGACCUUUGGGCAACAAAUGUUUGGAACUAUUACCGCGCCACCCGCAUGAUUGUUAACUGGAUGAUUCUUAGUUUGCUUGCGUAUACGCACACCGGGCCUCCUAACUACUCACCAGCAGUAAUAAAUACCCUUCAACAAAAGGCCAAGGAAAAUACAAUACAGCUAGCAGAAGAUAUUUGUGCCAGCGUCGCCUUCUCUUUCGAUCCCGUAGGCUGUCGGUCAAUCGCGUCGGGACAAAAGUUGCCCGACUCAACGUACACUGCUGGUGGUUGCUUGGGGGGGUCACUUUUGAUUUAUCCGAUAGCUGUUGCAGCAUCGAUUUCGCGCUCACCAUCAUAUCUAAGGACGUGGAUGCUGUCAUGUCUUGAGUAUAUUGCGCAUGACAUGGGCAUCGGCCGAGCGGGAUCGGUACUUUGGCUAUUAGAAGAAAAUAAGAGAAAGAAUAUUGACGGCUAG